GUGGAGGAGACGCGUCAUUCCCAGGAACCGGUGGACUUCCUUUCUCUGCUUGUCUGGGUCAUCCUGUCUGCCCUCCGCUGGCCCCAGGCUCGCUCUCCGGCCCCAGCCCUCUCUCACUCUCUCUCUCAGCAGCUGUCUCUCUGGUGCCCGCUGGCCUGUCUCUCUCCUUCCCCGCAGUCGCCUCCUUCUCCGCCUGCCUGGGUGGCCGCCAUGGGCCGGAAGCGGCUCAUCACUGACUCCUACCCUGUAGUGAAGAGGAGGGAGGGCCCCGCUGCGCACUGCAAGGGGGAGCUGGCACCAGAGCUAGGGGAGGAGGCCCAGCCCCUGAGCGUGGAUGUGAGCGUGGAUGAAGCGGAGCUGGAGCUGCUGAGGCAGUUUGACCUGGCCUGGCAGUAUGGGCCCUGCACAGGGAUCACACGGCUGCAGCGUUGGCAUCGGGCAAAGCAGAUGGGCUUGGAGCCUCCCCCAGAAGUGCGUCAGGUGCUGCAGACCCACCCCGGAGAUCCCCGCGUCCAAUGCAGCCUCUGGCAUCUCUAUCCCCUUUGAGCCACCACCUAACACCUCCUGCCCGCUCCCCGAGAACCUCAGGACACAAAUGAGAGCCAGUUGCUGCCCCUCAGCUCAGCUCUGCUGUGGAGAAUGUUUGGCAGCAAAGAGUCUCACAGGGAAUGAAAGAGGCUGAAUCUGGAGGUCUCCACGGCUCAGCCCUCCAUCUGACCAGCAGGCUCCCAGAGCCACGUCUGAGAGCUGAUGCAGCUGAAGCUGAGCACCUCCUACAUGGAGAGUGGUCUGUGAGGACAAAGACUGGGCCAUGACCCUUCCGAUGCCAGCCACUGUGGUCCUGGGGAUGGUGUGGCAAAUAAGGCACAGCCUUGGGCAGAGCCAGACUCAGGCAGCUGAUCUAAGAGGGAAAGAUGCACUCCCCACCUGAGACUGGGAAUCUGAGGGCAGAACUGGCUGAGCUCACAGGGCAAGGGGUUCACUGAUGCUUAUGAAUAAAGAACACUGAGCCUGGAAGCCUGACCUCCAGUCCCUUAAUGUGGCCCUGCCUGGCCUGGUAGCACCCAGCAAGUUGCUAGAUGGGAUAGAGUCAGCACCAAACUUUCCUGCAAGGUGCAAGUGCCUCUUCCGCUGCCUAACCCUAGACCUGAGAGGGAGGACAGACUUUAAAAGACCAACGGUCGAGGCCUCACAGGAGCUGAGCAACCUCUGGCACCCCCUGGUGGUGCAGAGGGAAACGACUCUUUAGUCACCUUCACUGACCAGCCAGGGAAAACCUACCAAACUAGUCUGCCCAGUGUUGCCCACCUCACAAAAAUAGGUCCUUUGUCAGAGGAGGAUCCAUGGGGCCAUUGCUCAUAAAGCCCAGACAAACCUACACAUUCCCAGCAAGUAUCUCUGCUUCCCACACGGGGGGCCACGUGGAUGCAAAGCAGGGUUGGGGGAAGGUUUCAACCUGCAGGAUCUGCUCAGAGAGGGCCAUCAUCUGAGGGGCUUUGGCAGGGAACUGGGUGGUGCUGGGGAUGGAGGAGAACUGGCUGGAGCCAGAAACAAUGCUUAGGGGACCUGGGACCGUAUGACAUGGAGAAUGGAAUCCAUACUCCUUAUGUGGUGUUACCUUCAUUUGACGGACCAGCCCUCUAUCCUGGGGCAGAUAGAGACAGCACUCUUAACUCCUUGAAAACAGACCUAGAGAGUGGCCAAGUGGCCUUUUUAGCCCCCAUUUUAUUGACCACUGAUCAUGAUUCGAGUACUUUAAAUGUAUUAUCUCUAAACUUCCUAAAAAGCCUGCGAGGCAGACUUCACAGAGAGGGAGGCUGAAGCCUGGAAAGGCUGUGCAGAGUUGCCCAGACGCACCAGUGGGGAGGCGGUGGCACAGAGACCAGGGCUCUUUCCAUCUAUACCAUGCCCCUGCCCGCCUGCCGAGCAGCCGCUGUGUGCCGGGCUCUGGAGGCCCUCCUGGGUGGUGUUAGUGGUGACGAGAUGGACAAAAACAAACACGCAAAUGUUACAUCAGGUGGCGGUCAGUGGUAGGCAACACCUCUAGGUGGUUAGAGGCAGAGAAUGCCAAGGGUGCUAGAGAAGCUGCUCAGGGAAGGCCCUCUGACGGCGGCGUUUGAGCAGAAGCCUGAAGGAAGCACGCGAGCGAAACUUGGACGUCCAUGAGUGCUCCAGACAGAAGGAACAGAAAGCACACUCCCCAAGCCGGAGUGUUUCCAGCCUUAUCAAGGAACAGCCUGGAGGACAGUGCGGCCGGGGCAGAGGGAGUGAGGGGAGCGUGGCGGGAAAUGAGUCCAAAGAGGAGGCAGGUCAGGCCCACGUGGCCUUGUAGGCCAGGAUAAGGAAUCUGGAUUUUAUGCUGAGAGAGAGGAAGACACUGGUGGUGCCAAUAAAUGACAUAAUCAAACUUGUGUUUUGAAAACAUUACUCUGACUGUUGGUGGAGACCAGAUUGUGGGGUUGGGGGAAGAAGAGGCAGCAAAACCACUCAGGAGGCUACUGGGGUCGGUCUCGGGAGAGGUGAUGGUGAUUUGGACCAGGGUGGGGAGAUGGACGUGGUAAGAAGUGGCCAGAUUCUUUCUAGUCUUUCUUUGAAGGGAGAACUGACAGGACUUGCUGAUCAGCUGGCUGUGGGGUUUAAGAGAGAGGAAGAGGCUAAGGAUAACUCCCAAGGUUUUAGCUU
Diceros bicornis minor is the source of this 2682-nucleotide messenger RNA. It is a transcript of the gene POLD4, whose product is annotated as DNA polymerase delta 4, accessory subunit. Lineage: Eukaryota; Metazoa; Chordata; Mammalia; Perissodactyla; Rhinocerotidae. Gene Ontology annotation, cellular component: delta DNA polymerase complex. The transcript is spliced from 4 exons. Bases 211 to 546 code for a protein of 111 amino acids. The record is from RefSeq and is a predicted model, not a curated record. Gene Ontology annotation, biological process: DNA synthesis involved in DNA repair; DNA-templated DNA replication. Gene Ontology annotation, molecular function: DNA-directed DNA polymerase activity.